Messenger RNA from Mesorhabditis spiculigera, 639 nucleotides. The record is from the annotation of a GenBank genome assembly. Lineage: Eukaryota; Metazoa; Nematoda; Chromadorea; Rhabditida; Rhabditidae.
AUGCAUGACGAAGAAACGGAAGCGACGAGUGUCUUGGACGAUCCUGAAGCUGUUGCCACUGCCACCGACAAAUCUCCGAUGGAAUGCGCUUCUCCUGAUGACAUUACCAACCUCCAAAGCACGCCGACUGGAUCGCGGACGAAUAAUGAUAUGACCGCUACGGCAUCACGUCGAGAGAAGCGAAGGCUGGCUCGUGGCGAUAGCGAUGGGCCCUCAAAAAAAGUUAUGAUCCACCCAAAUUCAAAGGGAAAGCCAGCGAUGGUCGCGGGCGACGAUGAUGAAAUUGAAGUCCUCUGCGUGAAAGUGUCUGACAAGGAUCCGGAGAUGGACCCAGCUACUCUCGCCAUCAACAUUGAGAAGGAAGACUUUGUGCAAGAGUGGCUUUCGAAGGAGGACUUCACAAACUUUGAUGAUCCAGAGCUCGAGUCGAAUGCGAUAGACAGUUGUGACGAUGAAAGCGAGCUGCGGGUGUCCGACAGCGCCAACUCCCGCCUCCAACAGCUCAAGAAGGAAAUUGUCGAGUCGGCAAGAUCUCACGAAUCGGCAGGCACUCGUUCUUCGGCACAGGGGACCGACAAGGAAAACAAUUUCGACAACGAGGUCAUCGAACUCAGUUCCGACGACGACCUGCCCGGCGCA